AUGCACAAGGACAAAGAAGAUAGUGGUAAUAUACAUAGGAAUCGAGAAUUAACAGCAUUUGAUCAUACUGUAUUGGAUGGUGAAAUGUUUUUACAGGCACUAAAUGGCUUCCUAAUGAUUCUUACAUGUGAAGGUGAAGUAUUUUUUGCCACACAUAGUAUUGAAGGAUAUCUUGGCUUCCAUCAAUCUGAUAUUGUUCAUCAAUCUGUCUACGAAUUAGUACAUUCUGAGGAUCGUGAAGAACUUCAACGGCAAUUAAUGUGGAAUUCAUUUUUACCAGCUGAACAGGCUGGCAUAAGUUUACAAGAAGCAUUACAACCUGAUGCUGCACAUUUAUUAGAACGGAGCUUUACAGUUCGAUUUCGAUGUCUUCUUGAUAAUACCAGCGGUUUUUUAAGGCUGGAUAUAAGAGGGCGAGUUAAAAUUUUACAUGGACAAAAUCGUAAAUCAGAAGAACCUCCAUUAGCUUUAUUUGCAAUUUGUACACCUUUUGGUCCGCCAUCAUUAUUAGAAAUUCCACAAAAAGAAGUAAUGUUCAAAAGUAAACACAAAUUGGAUUUAUCAUUAGUGUCAAUGGAUCAACGGGGUAAAAUGUUAUUGGGAUAUUCCGAUUCCGAAUUAGCUAAUAUGGGUGGAUAUGAUUUAGUGCAUUAUGACGAUUUAGCAUAUGUUGCUAGUGCCCAUCAAGAAUUAUUAAAAACUGGUGCUUCCGGAAUGAUUGCAUAUCGAUUCCAAACCAAAGAAGGGCAAUGGCAAUGGUUACAGACCAGUUCUAGAUUAGUCUAUAAAAAUUCAAAACCAGAUUUUGUAAUUAGUACACACCGUCCAUUAAUGGAAGAAGAAGGGCGAGAUCUAUUAGGCAAACGAACAAUGGACUUUAAAGUGAGCUACUUAGAUGCAGGAUUAACAAAUAGUUACUUUACGGAACAAGAUCAAUUAGUAUCAACGAAUAGUCCAUCAACAAGUAACCAACAUUCCAAUUCAACAACACCACCGCGCGUAAAUCGUCGAUAUAAAACACAGUUACGUGAUUUUCUAUCAACGUGUCGAACCAAACGUAAAUUAUCCACUGCAUCAUCAUCAACAACUUCCAACGGACAAAUUACACCAACAAAUAUCACCGCAAUUCCCCCACCAACACCUAUUCCAAAUCCAAUGCCAACUGUUGAUUACCUAGCACCGGAUGCAGCGGCAGCGGCCGCAUAUAACAUGUAUACAGGGUCAUAUACAACUCCAACAGCGGAUGUAAAUCAUGGUUUAACUUCAUACUCAGCAAAUUUCCAGCAUAGUUUAUACCCAGCAACCGCUGGUUAUGCAACCACUGAUAACUUAUAUCAUCAGUAUCGACCUUUAACUUCCUAUUACCCGGAGUUUCAUCAUACAACGGCCACGCCUGCGUAUAAUGGUUUCUUAGAUCCUCGAGGCACAACAUGUGCUGUACCUACUUACGACGUUGCCACUCCAACUAGCCAUCAUAGUCCAUAUCAGAUACCAAGUCGUACGGCUGUGAUGCCAGUUGGAGUUGACGAUAAACUGUAUUCAUGUCAACAAGUUGUAGAUCCUACAAGCAAUAAAUAUGCAACGUAUGUUGACAGUUCACGAGGUUAUGUUGUCACUGCAACAGCGCCACCAAAUAAUAAAUGUAUAGAUGUAUCAUGGCCAUAUUCAGUAAGUCCAUCCAGUGGUAUUAUUCAACCGGUACAAGUAAUGACACCACCGUUAACAACCGAUAAUCAAACGCACAAAAAUAAGUAUCAUCAAAAGACAUCUCCAAUCAGUGUGGAUAACAAUAUAGGCAAUGUUACCACGAUACAUAAUGAUCAUUCAAUAUCACCGGUUACCAAAAUGGAAGAUGCAAGUCCACAAUAUCACACUCAACAACAUUAUUCACCACAUCAUCAUCCUCACCAUCAUUCGCACCAUCAUCACCACCAGGAAGUGAUACCACGUCAGACAGUUUUAAUGUGGGGUAGUGGUGGUUCGAAUCAUAAUAUUCAACAACAUAGCUCAUCGAAUUCAUCAUGUAAUAGUCGAUCACCUCCAUCACAUCCUAAUACUCCAAAUGUAAUUGUAAAUAAUGAUAUGGGUGUAACAAAUAAUCAUCAUCAACAUAUUCCCCCACCUCCACAAAUAUCCCAACCUCAGCCUCCCUCACAAUUACAUCAUCACCACGAUGGAAGUAGUACGGUAUGGCAGACUGUGGGUGAUAUUGUUAAACCAGAACCACCAAGUGCUGUUGUGGCAAAUAAUAUAUCACCUGGUCCUUCCGAUAGCCCCGAAAUACAUCAGAGCAAUCAUGCACAACAGCAUCAGGGUGGGAGAGUUGUAAUGGUGCUAUGA
Chrysoperla carnea is the source of this 2340-nucleotide messenger RNA. RefSeq names its product aryl hydrocarbon receptor protein 1 (gene ss). Gene Ontology annotation, biological process: regulation of transcription by RNA polymerase II. Gene Ontology annotation, cellular component: aryl hydrocarbon receptor complex; nucleus. Gene Ontology annotation, molecular function: nuclear receptor activity; transcription cis-regulatory region binding. The transcript is spliced from 5 exons. The record is from RefSeq and is a predicted model, not a curated record. Lineage: Eukaryota; Metazoa; Arthropoda; Insecta; Neuroptera; Chrysopidae. Bases 1 to 2340 code for a protein of 779 amino acids.